GGAGGUGGAGUUGGAGGACGGGUGCUAUCCCAUCAUACAGCGGGAAACGCGGUAACGUUCGGCACGCAGCGUGUAGGAGCCUGCCGCAGAAAUAAGAAAGCCCGCAAAAGCAAAUCAAAAACGUAAAAAAAAUAAUCGGCGGAAACGAAACAGAAGUAAUUUCAUAGUGAAGCAAAGAUUUGUCUAAUUUGACUUCUAGUUACUGUCAUUAUUGGACCGAUCAAACAGUGGUGGAAGGAAGAUGUCUUUAGUUUGUGCAAUCUCUAACGAGGUCCCGGAGCGCCCGUGCCUGAGUCCCGUCUCUAACCAGGUGUUUGAGCGCCGGCUCAUAGAGAAGUACAUCGCUGAGAAUGGCGCCGAUCCCAUCAACGGCCAGCCACUAUCCGAGGAGCAGCUCAUCGACAUCAAGGUUUCCCACCCUGUCAGACCGAAGGCUCCUUCUGCCACCAGCAUUCCUGCCAUUCUCAAAGCCCUGCAGGAUGAAUGGGACGCAGUGAUGCUGCACAGCUUCACGCUGAGGCAGCAGUUGCAGACGACGCGGCAGGAGCUCUCGCACGCCCUGUACCAGCACGACGCCGCCUGCAGAGUCAUCGCCCGCCUCACCAAGGAGGUGACCGCGGCGCGCGAGGCUUUGGCCACUCUGAAGCCCCAGGCUGGACUGGUUGUCCCCCAGAUUGUUCCUGCCUCUCAGCCACCGGCUGUGGCUGGUGGAGGCGAGCUGAUGGAGGUGAGCGAGCAGGUGGGAAUGACUCCAGAAGUCAUCCAGAAGCUGCAAGACAAGGCCACUGUCCUGACCACAGAGAGAAAGAAGAGGGGGAAGACUGUGCCAGAAGAGCUGGUUAGAGCUGAGGACCUCAGCAAGUACCGACAAGUGGCCUCUCAUGCUGGUCUCCACAGUGCCAGUGUUCCUGGAAUUCUCUCUCUGGACCUGUGCCCUACAGACACCAACAAAGUGCUCACUGGGGGCGCCGAUAAGAAUGUGGUGGUGUUUGAUAAGAGAGAGGAGCAGAUCGUGGCCACUCUGAAGGGCCACACCAAGAAAGUCACCUCUGUCAUCUACCACCCCUCCCAGGCGGUGGUGUUCUCCGCCUCUCCGGACAGCACUAUCCGGGUGUGGUCCGUCUCAGGUGGGAACUGUGUGCAGGUGAUCCGCGCCCACGAGGCGGGCGUGACCGGCCUCUCCCUGCACGCCACCGGGGACUACCUGCUGAGCUCCUCUGAGGACCAGUACUGGGCCUUCUCUGAUAUCCAGACUGGCCGGGUCCUCACUAAAGUGACCGAUGAGGCAGCUAGCUGUGCUCUGACCUGCGCCCAAUUCCACCCUGACGGGCUCAUUUUUGGGACGGGCACGGCCGAUUCUCAGAUUAAGAUCUGGGACCUGAAGGAGCGCACCAACGUGGCCAACUUCCCCGGCCACUCUGGCCCCGUCACCGCCAUCGCCUUCUCCGAGAACGGCUACUACCUGGCCACAGGUGCUCAGGAUUACUCCCUGAAGCUGUGGGAUCUUAGAAAACUGAAAAAUUUCAAAACCAUCAGUCUGGACAGCAGCUAUGAGGUGAAGUCGCUGGUGUUUGAUCAGAGUGGGACGUACCUGGCUGUCGGGGGGUCAGACAUCAGGGUGUACAUCUGCAAGCAGUGGUCCGAAGUUCUCAACUUCACCGAACACUCCGGGCUGGUGACGGGCGUGGCCUUUGGUGAGCACGCUCAGUUCCUCACCUCCACCGGAAUGGACCGAAGCCUCAAGUUCUACAGCCUGUAGGGAACCGGGCCGCGGGGAGGCGGAGCUGCAGGCCACUCCCACACAGAGAAAGAGCUGUGAUUGCCUGGCGUUGGAACAGCAGAGGGCCGUAGAAAAACAGAUCUGAUGUACAAAAGCAACAAAAUUUAGAAUUGAGACCGUACAAAAUGCAUAUACACAGAAUAAGUGCAGUGAAAAGAUUUGUAUACACACACACAUGCACACACACAUUACAAAGAACAAAUACAUUUGACUCACUUUUACGGUUUUGUCUUAGUCUCUUAUUCUUCACUGAAUCGUUUAUUUGCCUGUUUCUCUCCUCAUGUAGUCUUUCUUUCCUCCUUCCCUUUUUCCUCUUCUCUAGUAGUCUUGGUUAGAUUUUUUUGUUCAUUGUGCCAUUGUUUCUUUUUUUACAUUCCCUUUUGACCUCCCCUUCUUGUUCUGUCCCCCUCUAUGAAAAUUUAAAUUUUCAGUUUUUCAUAAUUAGUUCUGUGUGAGAUUUAUAUCCCUUAUGUAGAUGGGAUUUAAUUGACUUUGGAUCUCCAAUAAAAAUGUGAAUUAAAACCA
Messenger RNA from Anguilla anguilla (European eel), 2305 nucleotides. RefSeq names its product pre-mRNA processing factor 19 (gene prpf19). Bases 242 to 1759 code for a protein of 505 amino acids. The transcript has 16 exons. The record is from RefSeq and is a predicted model, not a curated record. Gene Ontology annotation, biological process: mRNA splicing, via spliceosome; DNA repair; protein ubiquitination. Gene Ontology annotation, cellular component: Prp19 complex; U2-type catalytic step 1 spliceosome; cytoplasm. Gene Ontology annotation, molecular function: ubiquitin protein ligase activity; protein binding. Lineage: Eukaryota; Metazoa; Chordata; Actinopteri; Anguilliformes; Anguillidae.